AAGAAUCAUAUACAACUUUCCUAAAAGCAAAAAAAUGGCUUUUAAACUAGCGCAAAUCUUUUUCUUGGUCUCUCUAGUUUUAUCAACAUGUUUCUCCAUCACUCUUUCUCGUCCACUCGACAAUGAACUCGUCAUGCAAAAGAUGCACUUCGACUGGAUGACUAAGCACGGCCGCGUCUACGCUGAUAUGAAAGAGCAAAAAAAUCGCUACGCUGUGUUCAAAAGCAACGUCGAACGUAUCGAACUCUUGAACAGCAUGCCUGCCGGAAGAACGUACAAACUCGCGGUGAACCAGUUUGCUGAUCUAACCAAUGACGAGUUCCGUUCAAUGCACACUGGUUACAAAGGAGUCUCGUCUUUGUCUAGCCAAAGCCAAACUAAAACGACGUUGUUUAGGUACCAAAACGUUUCUUCUGGUGCUUUACCCACAUCUAUCGACUGGAGGACAAAAGGAGCUGUGACCCCUAUCAAAGAUCAAGGCAGUUGUGGAUGUUGUUGGGCGUUUUCAGUGGUUGCGGCUAUUGAAGGAGCAGCUCAGAUAAAGAAAGGUAAACUUAUCUCUUUAUCCGAACAACAGCUUGUGGACUGCGACCCAAACGAUUAUGGCUGCGAAGGUGGUUUGAUGGAUACCGCGUUUGCGCACAUAAAGGCGACGGGUGGCUUAACAACUGAAUCAAAUUAUCCUUACAAAGGAGAAGAUGCUACUUGUAACUCCAAAAAGACCAGUCCAAAGGCAACUACUAUCACAGGUUAUGAGGAUGUGCCGGCUAACGACGAGAGCGCACUGAUGAAGGCAGUGGCACACCAACCAGUAAGCGUAGCAAUUGAAGGAGGUGGUUUUGCUUUCCAAUUCUAUUCGUCCGGUGUGUUCAGUGGAGAGUGCACUACGAAUCUUGAUCAUGCAGUGACUGCGGUCGGAUACGGUGAAACUACGAAUGGAUCAAAGUAUUGGAUCAUCAAGAACUCUUGGGGAACAAAGUGGGGAGAGAGUGGAUACAUGAGGAUUCAGAAAGAUAUCAAGGAUAAGCAAGGACUAUGUGGUCUUGCUAUGGAAGCUUCUUACCCUACUAUAUGAAAUUCAAAACCGGUUCGGUUAUCCGGUUUAGCUUUUAAUUGUGUAUUUGCGUGUACGUGGGAUUUAUGUAUAAAAAUAAUCUGGAUAGUUUAUGUAAAAACAAUUUGUAUUCAGACUGUUGUAUGUAUUUUCUGGAAUUGUAACUAUAAAUUUAUCAUGUGAUGCAAAAA
Messenger RNA from Capsella rubella, 1245 nucleotides. Its product is annotated as senescence-specific cysteine protease SAG12. The transcript has 3 exons. The record is from RefSeq and is a predicted model, not a curated record. Gene Ontology annotation, cellular component: lysosome. Gene Ontology annotation, molecular function: cysteine-type endopeptidase activity. Lineage: Eukaryota; Viridiplantae; Streptophyta; Magnoliopsida; Brassicales; Brassicaceae. Bases 35 to 1075 code for a protein of 346 amino acids.